Malus domestica (apple) is the source of this 972-nucleotide messenger RNA. The record is from RefSeq and is a predicted model, not a curated record. NCBI's taxonomy places the organism in Eukaryota, Viridiplantae, Streptophyta, Magnoliopsida, Rosales, Rosaceae.
CUCUCACCCUCCCUCCUUCCUUCGACCUAAGAACCUCUGAAAGACUCUAACUUUACUCCGCUUCUGCUAAGAAAUUCCUUUUUUGGCCAUGUCCAGCUCACAGAAAGAGAAGAAGUGCGCAGAGGAGCGCGAACAGCAACAUGGGCAGAUCAGUAAUAAGAAACGGAAAGAGAUUUUCCCCUACGGAAACUACAAAAGCUACUACGGCUAUCGGAUUGGUCAAGAAAUGGAGGAAGAUGCUAGAUUGAAGGUUUUCAAGAAGGAAUGGUUCGAAGGAAAGGAUUGUCUUGACAUUGGCUGCAAUUCUGGAAUCAUGACCAUUCAAAUUGGUACUUUUCUCUCAAUUUUUCUACAUCUAAGAAGUAACGAGGUAUUGUCUAUCCAUCGACCAUUGAAGAGUAGUACUCCCAGAACAAGUACCUCUCAUGAGACAACUGGUGGAUGUGAUUCCCCUGGUCACCCCGGUUUUUUUUUGAGCGUGUCGAAAUGGAUUCAUCUGAAUUGGGGUGACGAUGGAUUGAUUACAUUAUUUACAAGGGUUUGGAGUCUACUUCGUCUGGGCGGAAUUUUUGUGUUGGAACCUCAACCUUGGACGUCCUACGAAAAGAAUUAUCGAGUUUCUGAGACAACUAAAGAAAAUUAUAGAAAUCUUAUGUUCUAUCCGAAAGAUUUUCAAGACUUGCUUCUGGAUAAAAUAGGAUUCAGAAAGGUGGAGGACAUCGCUUCAAGCGUGUCGGGCAGCAAAACCGGAUUCAACAGACCAAUUUUAGUGUUCCACAAAUGACGUACCCGGUAAUGCAGCUCCGGAAGUAGGGCUGGUUGUUCCGUCUGAGAAGCCGUUGUUUAUGUGCCAAUAGAUGGAACAUGUUCUGUCCCAAUUUUGCAUCUGCUUCCAAUAUUUUGUACAUAUACAUUAUAAUGCAUAAGCGGGUUACCAAUUUUGAAGAAAAUUUUAUGUUUUACUCCUCUUUA